AUGAAUGGGACAGCUAUUGAAAAUUUUGCCUGUGUCAUUUUUAAUGUUUCCUUCAUGAACUGCACCUGGCAUGUGGGCAGCACUGCUACAGAAGAUACCCAAUAUUUCCUUUACUGGAGGCUCUCAGAGAAAGAAGAUGUCACAGAAUGCCAAAAUUACAUCGAAGACAACUGUGGAAGGCACACAGGAUGUCGAUUUCAAAACAUGACAAUUGAAAAUAAGAAUGCCUAUUUCCUGGUAAAUGGGUCCAGCAGCGAAAAAAGCAUUCAGUCAUAUGAGGAUAAGAUAAUGCUAUACCAAAUUGAAAAACUCACCCCUCCACUAAAUGUAACAGUGAGCUGUACAGAAGCUUCUCAUAGAUGUAGCAUUUGGUGGCAACCACCUCGCACAACUCAUGUGAAAAAAAGUAGCUGUUUCAAAUACGAAAUUUUCAUAGAAAACAAGGCUGAUGCUGUGAAAGACACCAAAACUGCAUCUAAAACAAAAGCAAUCACUGAAAAAACCUCCUACCUAUAUGAAAGCUUCAGCUCAGAAAAAAGGUACAGCGUCAAAAUCAGAGCAACAGAUGCGGGCUUUUGUUUAGUAAGCCCAAACUGGGGAGAGUGGAGUACACCUGUGGAGUUUGGCAUGAAUGGGUCAGCCAUUGAAAACUUCUCCUGUGUGAUUUAUAACAUCUUCCUCAUGAACUGCACUUGGCAGGCAGGAAGGGAUGCUCCAGCAGACACACAGUAUUUUCUCUACUGGCAGAAGUCAAGAGAUGAAGAGAAAAUGGAAUGUGAGCUUUACAUUAAAGAUGAAAAUUUCAGAAAUAUGGGAUGUAUCUUCCAAAACGUGAGCAUAGGGACUGAGAAAGCUUACUUCCUGGUGAAUGGGUCUAGCAAAGACUCCCUGAUCCAGUUCUAUGAUGAGUACAUUGACCUGUAUAAAAUUGAAAAGCUCAUGCCUCCAUCAAAUAUUACAGUCAAGUGUGAUGAAAUUAAAAAUGAUUGCAUAAUUCAAUGGCAACGACCCCAAAUAAGUCAUUCUAACAAAGAUAAGUGUUUUAAAUAUGAAAUUAACAUAAAGCAUAAGGAUAAUCUUAAAGGAAGACCCAUAUAUAUUUCCAUACAAGAAGGGGAAAAUAGUAAUGUUUUUCUAAGAUCCAAUACAAGAAAAAAGUAUGUCCUGAAAGUGAGAGCAGCUGGCAGUGCCUGCUUCGUGAACCCAGCCUGGGGGGAAUGGAGUGCACCUGCUGAGUUUGGAAACGAGGAAAUUAUAUCUUCUUCAGUAUGGAUUUUACUUGGGGUUGCAACACCCUUAUUGGCAAUCAUCACAACUUUUUUCUGCAAAAAGACUAGCUGUUGGAAGGCAGCAUUUCCACAGAUCCCAGGACCAAAACCUGCUCUUUUUACAUGGGCUGAUACAAAUCCAGAGCUGAUGGAGAGCAAAAUUCAGUCAAUAGCAUCUGAAAAUGAAGAGGUAGUAUUAGUUGCUGACAUAGUGAGAUAACCAAGAAAAAUGGAGGAGUCUGAAAGUGCAUUUCAUAGACAACUGUGUAUCCCUGUG
Cinclus cinclus is the source of this 1545-nucleotide messenger RNA. Its product is annotated as granulocyte-macrophage colony-stimulating factor receptor subunit alpha-like. The coding region runs from base 1 to 1488 and encodes 495 amino acids. NCBI's taxonomy places the organism in Eukaryota, Metazoa, Chordata, Aves, Passeriformes, Cinclidae. Gene Ontology annotation, cellular component: external side of plasma membrane; membrane. The record is from RefSeq and is a predicted model, not a curated record. Gene Ontology annotation, biological process: cytokine-mediated signaling pathway; immunoglobulin mediated immune response. The transcript has 13 exons. Gene Ontology annotation, molecular function: cytokine receptor activity; protein binding.